AUGUCGCGACUGUUCCAGCUGCAGGAGAACUGUCUGCGCCUGAUGGGCCACAAUCUGCACAGUUUCGGCGUCCAGGGCAGCUCCUCCCUCAGCCUGAAGCACAUCGCAUCUCUGCUGUUUGUGCUCUCCGCGGAGUAUCCGAUGCUGUCGUAUGUGAUCUAUCAUCGGGAUGACAUGGAGCUGAUUACCGCCUGUCUGAGCGUCGCCUUCACCAAUCUGGUGACCGUCACGAAGAUCUGGACAUUUUUGCUCUACAAGCAAAACUUUUGGCAAAUGAUGCAGCGCUUCAGGCAACUCGACCUCAAAUGUGAGUCACAAUUUAUCAAUCGACACCUGGCUUGCAAUGGCUAUUUGGCGCGCGCCAACAAGCUGGCCGCUUCGCUGGGCCGUGCCUAUUGCAUUUCCUGCGGCUUCACUGGAAUCUACUUUAUGCUCGGACCCAUUAUCAAGAUCAUCACCAGCAGCUGGCGGGGCGUGCCCUACGCCCGAGAGCUGCCCAUGCCCAUGAAAUUUCCCUUCAAUGAUGUGGACAGUCCCGGCUACGAGUUUGGCUUUAUCUAUACGCUGUUUGUGACCAUUGUCGUGGUGCUCUAUGCCUCGGCCGUGGACGGGCUCUUCAUAUCAUUUGCCAUCAAUCUACGCGCCCAUUUCCAGGCGCUGCAGCAGGACAUUCGCGAGUUGAACUUUGACCAGGCCGAGCAGCUGGUGCAGCGGCAGCUGGUCGAAGUGGUCGACUACCAUGUGCUGCUCCUCGACCUGUGCCGGCGGCUGCGACGCAUCUACACGCCCAUCGUAUUCGGCCAGUUCUUCAUCACCUCGCUGGAGGUGGGCGUCAUCAUCUACCAGAUUGUGACGCACAUGGACUCAAUCAUGGCCCUGCUCGUGUAUUUCUCAUUCUUCUGCUCCAUAAUGCUGCAACUCUUUAUGUACUGCUACGGCGGGGAGAUUAUCAAAGUUGAGAGCCUGCAGGUUGGCGUCGCUAUCCAAACAUCCAACUGGCACUUGGCUUUGCCCAAGCAGCGGCGUUCCUUGGUCUUCAUGAUGCAUCGUUCGCAGCGGGAGAUGCUCAUCAAGGCGGGCUUCUACGAAGCUUCGCUGGCCAACUUUUUGGCGAUUUGUCGUGCUGCCCUGUCGUUUAUAACCCUUAUUCAGUCCAUUGAGUAA
Messenger RNA from Drosophila montana, 1164 nucleotides. It is a transcript of the gene Or82a, whose product is annotated as Odorant receptor 82a. Gene Ontology annotation, biological process: sensory perception of smell; detection of chemical stimulus involved in sensory perception of smell. Lineage: Eukaryota; Metazoa; Arthropoda; Insecta; Diptera; Drosophilidae. Gene Ontology annotation, cellular component: plasma membrane. The record is from RefSeq and is a predicted model, not a curated record. Gene Ontology annotation, molecular function: olfactory receptor activity; odorant binding. The transcript is spliced from 6 exons. Bases 1 to 1164 code for a protein of 387 amino acids.